Molecule: messenger RNA, 786 nt
Organism: Verticillium alfalfae VaMs.102
Lineage: Eukaryota; Fungi; Ascomycota; Sordariomycetes; Glomerellales; Plectosphaerellaceae
Product: spherulin-1A
Exons: 2
Coding region: 1-786 (261 amino acids)
Cellular component (GO): cell wall
Molecular function (GO): manganese ion binding
Source: RefSeq, a predicted model, not a curated record
AUGCAUUCAUCAGCACUCCUCUCCUCCAUUCUCCUCAGCGCCGUGGCCUUGGCUGCGCCGUCUGCACCCAGGAGCGACGACUCCUCCAUCGACAGCGUGCUGCCGCCCGUCGUCCCCGUCAACACGCGCGCCGCCGACCCAGAGCUCAUCACCAAGCUCAUGACGGCCCCAACCCAGCGCCAGCGCGCCAACCUACUCGACCAGCCCGGCGACUUUGUCUUUGACUUCACCGAUCUCUCGGUCCCCGGGUCCGAGUCCAAGGGAAAGGGCGGCUUCUCCACCUCAGCCACAGCCCGGACCUUCCCGGCCCUCAUCGGCAACGGCGCCGGCAUGACGCUCGGCUUCCUCGGCCCCUGCGGCAUGAACACAGCCCACGUGCACCCGCGCGCCACCGAGCUCAACGUCGUCGUCAAGGGCCGCCUCGUGACCAACUUUGUCAUCGAGAACGGCGUCGAGCCCAUCGAGAACACAAUGUCGCUCUACCAGAUGAGCGUGUUUCCCAAGGGCGCGAUUCAUCAAGAAUACAACCCUGAUUGUGAAGACUCCGUCUUCGUCGCCGGCUUCAACGACCCCGACCCCGGCGUCGAGCAGGUCGCCCAGGCCUUCUUCAGCCUCAACCCCGAGGUCGUCUCGGCCACGCUCGGCGGUGUCACGACUCUCGACGGCAAGGACAUUGCGAGCUUCCGCGAGCACAUUCCCGAUAAUGUCGCCCUCGGCAUCGAGGCGUGCCUCAACAAGUGCGGCCUCAAGAGGAAUGCCAAGAGGGAUGACUUCUUCCUCAACUAG